Molecule: messenger RNA, 3322 nt
Organism: Sander lucioperca (pikeperch)
Lineage: Eukaryota; Metazoa; Chordata; Actinopteri; Perciformes; Percidae
Product: rho guanine nucleotide exchange factor 2-like
Exons: 22
Coding region: 180-2924 (914 amino acids)
Biological process (GO): cell morphogenesis; regulation of Rho protein signal transduction; actin filament organization
Cellular component (GO): cytoskeleton; ruffle membrane
Molecular function (GO): guanyl-nucleotide exchange factor activity; microtubule binding
Source: RefSeq, a predicted model, not a curated record
GUGGGGCUGUCAGUCAGAAAGAAGCCCCGCCCCCCGGCACACACUGCGCACAACUCCGAGAUCAGAACCCCCGGAACCCCAAAAACCGUACCCAUCUGGGCCACUCCGGACUAACUAUCGAUCCGAGCCGAUCCGAGCCGAGCCACGGAGCAUCGGGAGCGCUCGGUCCGUCGGAGGGGAUGUCCCGGCUGCUAGAGAGCAGGAGACAGGACAGGAUGAAGGAAAUCAACCUCAAGAAUAAGGAGAAGGUGCGUCUGAAGGAGCGGGAGAAGGAGGCGAGGGAGCGGGAGGCUCGCCAUAGUAACGGUCACCUGUUCACGUCUCUGACGGUGUCGUCGACCACGCUGUGCUCCUCCUGCAACCGCAGCAUCACGGCCAAGGAGGCGCUCAGCUGCCCAGCCUGUAAUGUCACCAUCCAUAACCGCUGCAGAGACAGUCUGGCCAGCUGUGCCAAGAUGAAACAAAGGCAACAGAAGUUGGCUAUUGUCAGGAACAGUUCAGCUCUGCAGAACGUCGCCAUGAGAACUAAAACACCGAUGAUGAAGGAGCGCCCCAGCUCAGCCAUCUACCCGUCUGACAGUCUGCGCCAGUCUCUGCUCGGCUCCAGACGCGUUCGCUCUGGCCUCUCGCUCGCCAAGAGCGUCUCCACCAAUAACAUCGCAGGGAUGAGCGAGGACUCUGUGGGUCUGAGGAGGAUUCUGUCUCAGUCCACCGAGUCUCUGAACUUCAGGAGCAGAACCUUGUCCAUGGAGUCUCUGACGGACGACGGUGAGUGGUGGUGGACCCCCCUGCUGGAGGACCUGCAGGUGGAGGGGAGCUGUGUCCAGGCUGACAGCUGGAGUCUGGUGGUGGAGCCCAGCUUCCUGCAGACGCUUCACAGAGACCUCAUCAAGAAACAGGACGUCAUCUACGAGUUGAUCCAGACGGAGUUCCACCACGUGCGUACGCUGCGUAUCAUGGAGGGCGUGUACCGGCGAGGGAUGCUGGAGGAGGUGAUGCUGGAGGCCGCCGUGGUCCACACCAUCUUCCCGUGUCUGGACCAGCUGCUGGAGUGGCACGCCAACUUCCUGUCGCACCUGCUCAACCGCCGGAGGGAGGGGCUAAUGGAGGGCAGCGCCAACAACUUCACCAUCCGCAGCAUCGGAGACCUGCUGCUCACACAGUUUUCAGGGCAGUGUGCAGACGACAUGAAGAAACUUUACUCUGAGUUCUGCAGUCGACACCCGAAAGCUGUGAAACUCUAUAAAGAAGUUUUAGCUCGAGACCGACGACUGCAGCAGUUUGUUAGACGUGCCUGUCGGGGUCCUCUGCUGCGUCGUCAUGGCGUCCAGGAGUGCAUCCUGCUGGUGACACAGCGACUCACAAAGUACCCCGUCCUCAUCCAACGAAUCCUCGACAACACCAAAGGCAGCGAGGAGGAGGCCCAGGCGUUGAGCCGGGCACUGGUCCUCCUGAAGGAGCUGAUCAGCGCUGUGGACCAGGAGGUUCUGGAGCUGGACCGGACCAGGAGGCUGCAGGAGAUCCAGGCCCGGCUGGACCCGAGGGUCCUGGCCCAAGUCCAGGGUGGGGGGGUCUUCAGGGGGGGGGAGCUGCUCAGGAGGAGGCUCCUACACGAGGGGACCCUGCUGCUCAAACUGCAGGGCUCCAGGAUGAAAGAUGUGCAGGUCCUGCUGAUGUCAGACAUCUUGGUUUUCCUUCAGGAGAAAGAUCAGAAGUUCAUGUUCCCUUCACUGGACAAGUCUCCCGUGGUGUCCCUGAACAACCUGAUUGUCAGAGACAUAGCCAAUCAGGAGCGAGGGAUGUACCUGAUCUCCGCCUCCACGCCGCCAGAGAUGUACGAGCUCCACGUUUCCUCCAAAGACGACCGGCGCACCUGGAUGGGCCGCAUCCAACAGGCUGCCCUCAGCUGUCCGUCCAGAGACGAGUUUCCUCUCAUCGAGACUGAAGACAAAGCUUUACUGCGACGACUCAGAGCGGACAUCCAGCAGAAGGACCGGGAGGUUCUGGAGCUCCUGCAGGAGCGCGUCACGCUGUUCUCAGACCUGGUGGAGGCCACAGGGAGAGGAGGAGGAGACGGAGGAGAGGAGGAGGAGGAGGGAGGAGGAGGAGGAGUGGAGAUCUCUUCCUCUUCAUCCUGCAGGAAUCUGUUCAGAGCAAACACUCCUCAGGCUCCGCAGGCAGAGCCUCUGCUCACCGCUGCCAUCACUCAGGUGGAUAAACUGAGCGAGCUGCUGCUGAACUCCAACGUCCAGAAAUCCUCCAACGGGAACCCCGAGAUCAGCAAUGGUGACUCCAGUUCUCUGAACGGAUCUUUUGAGUUGACGAGCUCCUCGAAGGACAGAAACGGCAACCAGCUGCAGGAACGCACCUUAAACCAGGAAGUGCGUCAGCGGUUGGUCAGUCUGAGCACGCAGCUUCACGCCUUGCAGGCCGCUGUGAUUCGUCAGGAUUCCAUCCUGGAGCUGUCAUUCACAGCAGGCCCCGCCCCCUCGCCCCCCGAAGGCCCCGCCCCCGGCCCCCGCCUCAGCCGCUCGCUGUCGCGGGACGCGGGGAUGGACGCCGCCGGCGAGGCGCUGCUGCUGCGACGGCAGGUGGAGAUGCUGCAGCAGGAAGUGACACGGCUGCGGCUGAGGGGGGAGGAGCCAACCAGAGAGGGGGCGGAGCCUGUGAAAAAGAGGAGGGGCAACGGAGAGAUGAGUGAUGUCAUCAAGGGAGAACAGCAGGUGAACAGGAGGCGAGGCAGCAGGGAGUUGGAGUCCCGCCCCCUCGCUCCAUUGGCCAGUCAGGAUCCCGUCGACCAAUUAGAUGGUGUCCAGGAAGGAAAUGAGGAAGAGGAAGUGACUAGGAUCUCUCCUCGCUCCGACAGUCCCAGAGACCUGCAGGACAUCCCAGAGGAGAGCGAGUGUGGAGCGGAUCCCAGUUAACGAAUCAGGAAGUAGAACCAUCACGUCAGCUGGAGCCCCGCCCACAGCACUGGAGGGGCAGGGCUUAUGGACUCACCACACUACAUUACCCACAAUGCCUUUGGAUAUCAACAGAUAAACUGUAUUUAAAGUAGUUUAAAGAAAACAUUUUAUAGGUUUUUAAUUUGUGUUUCUGAUUUUGUGAAACCAAAAAAAAAAACAUUUUUUAAAUUCAGGAACAAAGUUUGUCAGAAAGUGAGAAACGCUGCGUUCAUGUGCACCUCUAAAGUCUGAAUGAACGCAGCGAAAUAUUGCGUUUACUGAAAUGUGACUCAGCUUUUAAAGUUUAGUGUCGAUGAAUAAUAUUCUCCUGUUGUUGGUGUUUUAAAGAAACAGGAAGCAGUCUGCUCCUGUCUGUU